Molecule: messenger RNA, 7988 nt
Organism: Silurus meridionalis
Lineage: Eukaryota; Metazoa; Chordata; Actinopteri; Siluriformes; Siluridae
Gene: ttbk2a
Product: tau tubulin kinase 2a
Biological process (GO): peptidyl-serine phosphorylation; cilium assembly; signal transduction
Cellular component (GO): nucleus; ciliary transition zone; cytoplasm
Molecular function (GO): protein serine/threonine kinase activity; ATP binding
Source: RefSeq, a predicted model, not a curated record
CGCGCUCAGCGGCAGGAUUUCUCUUUUACCGGAGGAGGAGGAGGCGCGCGCGUCACGAAUCCGCAGCGACCGAGAGAUGCUACCGAGAGGCCGCUCAGAAGAAAAUCUCAUUUCAAUGUCUGCUUUCUGUAAAUAAAAAAAGCGAGGGCAAUGCGCACGGAAGAACCGCCUGCAGCUGCGAGUGGAACGUCAGCAUGAUCCCGAGGGCAUUUUAGAGAUCCGGCGCUUUCUGGAUCACAAGCAGGGACCCACCGAGGUAGCACAAGGCCCUGAUGCCAAACACAGAUUCUCGCCACUGGAUUUAGGAAAAGCUUGGAGCAACACAGAGCCAGUAUGAGUGGAGGACAGGAGCAGGCUGACAUCCUGUCUUCUGCUGCUCUGGUUAGGGAGCGAUGGAAAGUGCUGAAGAAAAUUGGUGGUGGGGGCUUCGGGGAGAUCUAUGAGGCAUUGGACCUGCAAACCAAAUACAGCGUAGCUCUUAAGGUGGAGUCGGCCCAGCAGCCCAAGCAGGUGCUCAAGAUGGAGGUGGCUGUGCUGAAGAAACUACAGGGUAAAGACCAUGUGUGCCGCUUUGUGGGAUGUGGUCGCAAUGACCGCUUCAACUACGUUGUUAUGGAAUUACAGGGUUUUAAUUUGGCGGAUUUAAGGAGAAGUACAAACCGCGGAACAUUCACUGUCAGCACUACGCUCAGACUCGGCCGGCAGAUACUGAAGGCUGUUGAGAGCAUCCACUCGGUUGGCUUCCUGCACCGUGACAUCAAACCGUCCAACUUUGCCAUGGGACGCUCCCCCUGUACUCGUCGAAUAUGUUACAUGCUGGACUUUGGCUUGGCGCGCCAGUUCACAAAUUCCUCCCAGGAAGUCAGACCACCUCGUCGUGUGGCAGGGUUCAGGGGCACGGUACGAUAUGCUUCAGUCAACGCUCACAAGAACAAGGAAAUGGGCAGGCAUGAUGACUUGUGGUCUCUGUUCUACAUGCUGGUGGAGUUCUUGGUUGGACAGCUCCCUUGGAGGAAGAUCAAGGAUAAGGAGCAAGUGGGGAAGCUGAAGGAGACAUAUGAUCAUCGCCUCAUGCUGAAGCAUUUGCCUUCAGAGUUCAGCAUCUUCCUGGACCACAUUAGCAGCUUGGACUACUACAUCAAACCUGACUAUCAGCUUUUGAUGACAAUUUUUGAGAACAGUAUGAAAACUUACAAUGUGGUGGAAAACGACCCAUACGACUGGGAAAGGACGAGCACAGAUGGUGCUCUUAAUACGCCCACAGCUACCAACGUGCCUCAGCAUCACACACGCCUCACGCCAGCCUACAUGGGGAUGGCCAAUGCCUCUGUGGUGCUUGGAGAUCUUCUGAAGGAGAACACUGAUGAAGUCCUACAGGAUGAACAACUCAGUGAUGGAGACAACAAUGCUGUGCCAGAGCGGCAGCCUGACUCUCCCGCCAUUCCUAUGAGAAACCCAGAAGCUGAUGGUUGGGGAGAUCUGGACCGCAACAGCAACCUUAUUCACUUUCAUGCCUGGAAGGGCCCCACAGAGGAGGAGCACAGCAACAAGGGUAAUCCGAUUCCUCACGCUGUCCCCAGCCUUGGUUCUCCUGUGUGUUUACGCUCUGAGGUAGUACCCUCAGACAGAGAUGCUCCUCUAUUGAGAAAAUUGCGCAACAUCAACACCUUCGAGCUAGACAAGCGACUAACCUUGGAUCCCAAACCCAGCACAGAGCUUUUUCUGGAAGCAUGUGUGGGGAAGCAGAUGCCCAGUUCAGCACAGGACCAAGAAGGUAAUGUUGGUGCGGUGCUGUCUGCUGCCACUGUUCGAGUGUGGCACUAUGAUGAAGAGUUCCUCUCAGGAGAUGCAUCACCCAAACAGGCCUCCCCAGGCUCUCUGCAGCUCUGUGAUGGAGCAGUCAGUAAUGGUUUUGUAGCACUGAAUUUGAGCACAGACCAACAGGAUGUGGAUUUGCAAGACUGGGUGAUGGUGGAACGUGUCGCUGACCAGCAAGACAUUCAUGGAGCAGCCAGUAGCAGCCCAGGAGCCGAGGCCAAGCGAAAUAACAGCCCUUCAGAGGAACCAGAAGUGGUACAGCCAAUGGAUGAAUCUCCUGAUAAGGCCACCCCAAGCCCUUCCCAAGGGCAUACUCUGGCCACAUUUAGAGUGGAAAGGCUUGAACUGAGUAUGGUUCCAGCAACAGGUCUACUCCCUAUUACACCCACCAGUCCUGCUGAUGCACUGGCAGAGGGAGCUCUCACACAGCUUCCAACCUCUCCUGCAUCUCUACCCGAGGAGGUGGUGACUCGGAAGCUCCUGCGCUCCCCCAGUCCUCAUGCCUUUCUGAGCACAUUGUCUGAUCCCUUGCACCAGCGCUCCCCACCCACUAUCCGCCGUAGCCAAUCCGCAGAACACCAUAACCAGCACUACGUCUCAACCUCCCAGCCCCGUAUUACUCACAGAAAGCUGCCAGCCAUUCCACCAGGCGCCUCCAACUCCAAGAUACCUUCAGUCAUACGCAUCACACGUGCUCAGUUGCAGCAGUUGACAGCUCAGCGUCCAUCUGCACUCUCCUCCCACUCAGCCUCUGACAGCGUGCCACAGUGCCCCCAGCUGGAGAAUCAUGAUAUCAAUGGGAAAGAGUCUCUGCCACAGGAUUUCACUGUGGACAUCCACUCACCUCAAGAGUUGCCUCGGUCUCUGCGCUCCAAUCCCUCCAGUGUUGAUGCAGAAAUUCUGCUAAAUGGAAAUCUGCAAAGCCCAGUGCCAAGCCCAGAAAACGUACCUGCUAAUGGCUGCAAUCCAGCACUGACAAACAGCCACGCCGACUCCGCAACAGAUGCCCAGAAGGCUCUACUGUCUGAGCAGAAGGACACAAAGAGAGACUCUGAUGUCUACACAGAGCCUGAUCAGAACUUUGCACUGGCGAACAAUGUAACAUCCUCUGUUGAAAGUACUAAUCAGGCUCCAUCCUCUCCAGCUGCUUUCUCGUCUCGGGAUCCAAGUCGUCGACUGAGCCGUAUCCCUGUCCUCGAGCCCUCCAGUUUGCUGCAGGAUGUUCCUCCAGGCUCAGCCAAAGAGAAACUGCUGCAGAAACGAAGCCGCCGCCUUCCCACCUCUCCCUGCGCCUCACUGUGUGCCUCACCUUCACUUUCCUCAGUCCAGCGUGAUCACCUGUCCUCCACUUCAGCCUCCGAGCGCUCGCAGGACGAGGAGUCCCUACAUGGAUUGAGACAGGGUGAUGAUGCACCCUCGCUGUCCUCUUCCUCUGGCCUAAACUCCCAUAAGAGCAAAAUACCCAGACCUGUCAGCCGCUCUACCUCAGAGGAACUCACGUCCCAGUUUGUGCCUCGGCCGCCUCCCGGGAAACCUCCCAGCCGUACGUCCGCAGAUGGCAGGCUGCGGCGUUAUCGGAUACGAACAGGCAGCACAGGUGACUCGGAACUGAUGACUUGCCUGGCUCAGCUGAUGCGAGGUGGAACCAGCCGCUCCUCAUCCCUGCAAUCGCGCAGCUCACCACAGCAUGUGGGCACCAGGCUUGUCUGUAUUAACCAGUCGGGUGUCUCACAUCACCACCUCCAUCACCAGCGCAGCUCCAGUGCUUCCCCCCGUAGCUGCUCCUCACUACAGCGCUCCAUCAGCUCUUCCCCCUCUCGUCACGAGCACCGUGUCGGAUGCCUGCGUAGCCACUCACCCCCCAGCUUCUCGGGGUCUCCACCUUUGCGCCGUGCGCAUCCCCAUGCACAGGAAGGCAGCUGUGGCCACAAGGCCCGCACCAAAGCUUGCAUUCGGGAGCCCAAGUGCUCCAGCAAGUUGAGCAGAUAAUUUCCCCAGUAAAUACAUGUACACACGUUAGUGCACUCGUGUAAAAAUCACAAACAGAUCAGCACGGAGGAUAAGGCCUGCAAGAUUCUUGUUUUUUAUGCUUGACUUGUACCUAUAUAGUAUCCAGUCUUAUUACAGCAACUACACAGUAUUCUGCUUCUUAGAUUUGCACCCACUACACUUUUAAAUCGGACAAUGAGAGUACGACAUGUAUCAUCUCUGUAACCUAUGUUCUCCCGUUGUUCUAAACCUUUUUUUAAGAACUGUGAGUGUAAUGCAUUUGGGAUUUUUUUGUGGGACUAGUAUUUUGGUUUGUUUUAUCUAAAAAAAAAAAAUCAUGCAGCGAGAGCACUGGUAGAGUUCAUCUAACAUUAGAUGCAUGGGUUUGUGUAAUUGCAUCAAGCUAUUAAAACCUGUAAUAUAGUAUUUAUUGAAAUAUGUACUUAGGCUCGAUUGCAUAUUGCACCCUUCUAAUCCAUGCAGUGGCAGGUACACUGACAGAUCGCCAACGUAACGUAUAAUUCCUGGAAGCCAUCGAUUUGAUCUUUUCUGUCUGUGCUGUCUUUAAUCCCUCAUUGAAGUAAAUGUAUUUUUUUUCGAGGGUGCAGGGUGUGAGGACUAGCAUUUCCUUCCCCCAAAAAACACUAAAGCAAUUGCAGAGAUUCUUUCAUGCAAUUUGCUACGUGCCUAAGGAGACGCUACUUUAGAUUAUGGGCGAGCACGGUACAAGCUUUCACAAUCAGCUGGGUAUUGUUUUGAGCUGUGGCGCUCAUGCUGCUCUUUUGUUAAAGGCACAUGCUUGCACAUACACAUAGACAUAGACACACACAUCAGACGUACACACACUUGCAGAUACGGCAUUCAUAUUGGCUUUUAAACUCUGUCACUCGUUUGAUCUGUGCUGAUCGAUCACUGUGUCCGAAAGGGUUAUCUGCUCCGCAGGUUGGAUAAGCUUCAAAGAACGUUCAAAGGGAAUAUUUUAUAUCUAGUAUAGUACAGAACAUAAGAAUUUCAAUCACUUAUUCAUGUGUAAGGGCAGCAUGGAAAGGAGAAGGUUGUCCCCCAGAUCUAUGGUGUGCAGUUUUGUUAGAAUGAUAGAAUGAAGUUGAAAACAAAACUAAUUAUUGUCAGCUAGAGAUCCUUUAAAACUAGGCAGUAUGGAAUUUCAAAUAGCAGAUUUGCUCAAUGACUAUGAUAAGAUUGAUAAGUCACAAAACAAUUUUAUGAAAACAAAUAUAUUGCACCAAAAAUGUAUAUACUCUUGCCUAAAAUAUUCAUUCUUGCAGUGCUCUUUAAGGAGAUGGUCUACCCUUAAAAUAUGAUGCUGUGUAAAGUGUGUGGGUUUUUAUUUUGUUACAUCAUGGAUUUCAUGUUGUUACCUGAUGAUAGCUACAUGCUUUGCAAAACAGCUAAAAAUCCUAAAUACAUGAUAUGUAUGCAAAAGGGAAACAGUUCAGGAAAACAAUUUAGUGCAACGUGAAAGGUUUUCCCAGACCUCCAUGCAUAUACAGUAUCUCACAAAAGUUUGUACACCCCUCACAUUUCAGCAGCCAUUUUAGUAUAUCUUGUCAAGGGACAAUACUAUAGAAAUGAAACUUGGAUAUAUUUUAGAGCAGCCAAUGUGCAGCUUGUAAAGCAGUAUAGAUUUACUGUUCUCUGAAAAUAACUCAAUAUACAGCCAUUAUUGUUGAAAUAGCUUGCUAGUAACAGCUUUAUGCCAUGUAACCAUGCAAAGCCACAUGUCCUAUUCAUCAUGUUUAGGUUUUUCUCUGCUUGACAGGACCAUACAAAUCUUGUAUUAGAGCAGUUAAAGUUUGGUGCUUUGAGAACAAUUCUCUCAUACUGACUACUGGAUGUUCAACAUGGCACCUCAUGGCAAAGAACGCUCUGAAGAUUUGAGAAUUAGAAAAGUUACUCUCCACAAAGGCUAUAAGAUCAGUAACACCCUGAAACUGAGCUACAGUACAGUGGCCAGGGUCAGACAGAUUUUCCAAGACGGGUUCCACUCAGAACAGGCCUCACAAGGGUCCAUCAAAGAAGUUAAGUCCUCGUGCUGUGCGUCAGGUGCAGAAGCUGACUUUAAAAAACAGAAGCAUGAGUGCAGCCAGCACUGAUUUAGAGGUUGCAAAAGCAGAAGGUACGCUUUUCAGUGCUGAGACUAUACGCCGCACACUGCAACAAAUCAGUUUGCAUGGGCGUCUUCUCAGAUGAAAGCCUCCUCUAAAGCUGGCUCACAAGAAAACCUGCAAACAGUUUGCUAAAGACAACCUGUCCAAGAGCAUUUUGUAACCAUGUCCUGUGGUUGGAUGAGACUAAAAUAAACUUGUUUGGCUCAGAUAGUGUCCAGCAUGUGUGGUGACGCCCUGGUGAGGAGAAGCAAGAAAAUUGUUUCUUGCAUGGUCAAGCAUGGUGGUGGUCAAGCAAUUGUCUCAAGCAUGGCCCAUGAUGUCAUUAUGAAGGAGUGGAAGAGGAUCCCAGCAACAACCUGUGCAGCUCUAGUGAAUUCCAUGUCCAGGAGGAUUAAGGCAGUGCUACAUGACAGUAGUGCUCACACUAAAUAUUUACACUUUGGACAGAGUUUUGACGUGUUCACUUACAGUUUACUUACUUUUGUUGCCAGCUAUUUUGACAAUAAAGGCUGAUGUUGAGUUAUUUUCAGAGGACAGUAAAUCUACUGCUAUACAAGCUGCACAUUAACUACUCUAAAGUAUGUUUUAUUUUUAUGGUAUUGUUUCUUAAGAAGAUAUACUAAAAUGGUUGCUAAAUGUGAGGGGUGUUUUUUUUUGUGAGAUACUAUAAGCACAUCCUUUUCAUUAAGUCAUUAAGUAUUACACAUUUCUUCAGAACUGAAUUUUCUAUAGUUCUGCUAAUAAAUCCAUGCUAUUUAUUUCCCUGUACUGACAUUUUUGUGCUUCCUUUACCACGUUCUCCCUUUUUGCUCUACUCUAAUCUGCCAAAAAGGUCAAACGGCAUUUAUAUAAAAUGUAGUUCAUGUUCACGAUCAUUUCCCAUAUAUGAUCGAGACAUGUUGUCAUGUCCUUGGAGGCACUGUUAAUAUAUCUUUUUAUUAAUAUACACUAAUAAAUGAUUCACAUUUCCUCUUAAUGUUCUUUUAUAAUAAGUUUCACUUUCAGCCUCUCUCUUUUUCAACUGAUAUUAUUUUGAGUUUUUUAGGAAGUGUCUACUAUCGAUACUACUAUCGACAUAUGACAUUACCAUUUAGCAUUGUGUAUCAGAGAAUGCCUUUUUUGUUUUGAAUCAAGAGAUGAUCCUGUGAUGUAUAUUACAGUCAGUUUUAAUUUCCAGAGAUUAUGCAUGCGUUGCAUUUAAUUACUAUGGUUGAACUAAUGGUUUUUGGAUCAAAACUUUUGAUGUUCAUUACACAACUGUUGCUAGUUGCAAAUAGUUCCUUGGAAAAAAGAGCAUUUGCGACUUCCCUGUACAAUCUACCACAACAUGAGUUUCACAGUGUUACUCGGCCUCUGCCACCCAUCAUCUAGAAUUAAAUCUUGGUACGGUCAUGUGUAGACAUGCUAGGGAACUAGAAAUGGUCAUUUUAAAAGAUACUCCCAAUGGACGUUAUCAUGUUUUGCCCCAUUCAGUGAAGUUGUUGUUCUACAUACAUAUUUUCUGAAUUAGAAAUGACAGGGCCCUUUACAUUUCUCUGUGUGUAACAGCUCUGCAUUCUUUUCCUGCUGUCAACAUCAAUGUCUUAGUUGAUAUGAAAAUGUAAUACUGUAAAUGAGGAGCCAGUUUGUAUAAGGAAGCUUCUCUCUGCACUUUUGAUGUCUGAAGAGUGUUAAAACAAUGAAGGUUCCAGGGUGCCAUGUGCUUCACGGCUGACAAUUAAACACCAUUUUCAAUAGUUGAUUUUAUUUUCGCAAAUCGAAAUACAUCUUUUCCUAUUUGUUUUUCUGUUACAGAUUUUCUGUUUUAUAAUCUGCUUUAAGUAAACAGUGCAGUGCAGAAUUGAAACAGCAUUGUACAGCCUAAAAAAAGAAUGUUAAAGCAAGAGACCACAUUGUACAUUUUUGCAAUAUUUGUGUUGUUUUUAAUUUGUAUCAUAUCAAUGCAUUGUACAGUGUUGUGGUUUUUUUUUUUCAUUUAAAAUUGUUUUGUAUUUUAUUUUUAUAAACUGGUUAUGAAUAAAAUAUUUAUUCAGCAUGCCGGCAGAACCUCUA